Molecule: messenger RNA, 1792 nt
Organism: Microplitis demolitor
Lineage: Eukaryota; Metazoa; Arthropoda; Insecta; Hymenoptera; Braconidae
Product: prion-like-(Q/N-rich) domain-bearing protein 25
Exons: 9
Coding region: 23-1699 (558 amino acids)
Source: RefSeq, a predicted model, not a curated record
UAAAAUUUUUCCUUUAAUUUUUAUGUAUAGUAAUCCAGUUUAUGGAAAUACGUAUAAUCUGAAUGAUAAUUGUGUUAAAUAUGGAGAACCAUGUAUUCCUAAGUCUGCACUACGAUGCUGCAGUCUAUAUGAUUCAUGUCAACAAUCGGAAACAGCUGGUUUAUUUUUAUGUACUCAGAAAGUGCAAUUAGGAGACUUUUGUAGAAAUGAUGAUAACUGUAGAGAAAUCCGUCAUUCGAAAUGUUCAAAAGAUAAACAUUGCGUUUGUAGGUUGAACAAUAUUCAACUUAAUGAUACAACUUGUGCGCCAUUACUUGGAGAAUUUUGUUGGCGAAAUGAAAAAUGUGCAACUGAAAAUGCUGUUUGUAUUGAUAUGGAGUGUCAAUGCACUACAAAUUACAUAAGACGGUCUAAUAAUCAAUGUUUACAAAUGAUAUUAGGUAAAAUUUGUCGAAGUAACAAAGAUUGUAAUAGUGUCAAGUUUGCGGAAUGUUCAGAGCAUAAAAUAUGCAAAUGUGAUUCAAAUUCUAUUGAAUUAAAUUCAUUAAUUUGUGCACCACUUUUAAAAGGGGUUUGUUUCAACGACAAUGAAUGUUUUGUUAAUAAUUCUGUUUGUAUUUAUAAUAAAUGUCAAUGCAAAAAAUAUUUUUAUGCUCAUUCUAAUAAUCAAUGCAAACUGGCAUUUUUAUCAUCACUAUUUUGUAAUCGUGAUCAAGAUUGUAGCGAUCUUAUAAAAUAUAGUGAAUGCCAUGAUAAUAGAAAAUGUGCCUGCAAAAAUAAUUACACUGCUGUAACUUAUGUAAAAUGUGCAGCUUUCGUGUUAAAUGAAUAUUGUUAUAAUAACAGUGAUUGCGCAGUAGAAAAUUCAACGUGUGUCGAUAAUAAAUGUCAAUGCCAAAAUGAAUUUAUUAGUCAGUCUAAUAAUCAAUGCAUAAUCCCAUUUCUUUCGUCAUUAUCUUGUGAUAAUGAUGCGCAUUGUAGCAAUAUUAUAAAUGAUACUAAAUGUGCUGAUAAUAAAAAAUGUGCCUGCAAAAAAAAUUACAUUGCUGUUAAUGAUAUAAAAUGUGCGUCUACUGCAUUGAAUGAAUACUGCAACAAUCACAGCGAAUGCACAAUUGGAAAUUCUACGUGUAUUGAUGGUAAAUGUCAGCACACUAAUAAUUAUGGAUCUAGUAAGCAAACCAAACCAGCUGGAUUGGGUGAAACCUGUCGGGAUAAUUUUGAUUGCGAAAUAAUAGUCAAUGGAAUAUGUUCUCCAGAAUAUAAUAUAUGCAUUUGUUCUCAAAAUAAUUUAGCAUUAAAUAAACUAACCUGUACACCAAUUGUCGGUGAAUUUUGUACAAAUGAUUCACAAUGUUUGUUCCAUUCAUCUUAUUGCAUUGAUUUUACGUGUCAAUGCCGGCCUAAUUUAACACCUGUCUCUGCAAUUCAGUGUGUAAAGACGUUCUCAUUGUAUUCUUGUAAUAAAGAUUCAGAAUGUAGUGAUCCAUGGCAUUCGAAAUGUUCAGAAGAUAAAUUGUGUGUUUGUAACUCAAAUAAUACAGCAUUGAGCCAAUCAACAUGUUUACCACAAUUAUUUGGUUAUUGUUGGAAAGAUGAUCAAUGUGUAAUCGAAAAUUCUGUCUGUAUUGACUUUAAUUGUAAAUGCAAAGAUAAUUUUGUACCUGCCGCUAAAAAUCUUUGCGUACCACAUUUUUAGCCUAAGGUUCGAACUGAGGACCUUCUGCGUGUUAGGCAGAUGUGAUAACCAACUACACCACAGAAACUGACUUGAAGGCUGAGCUUUUAAUAU